Vigna radiata var. radiata (mung bean) is the source of this 2066-nucleotide messenger RNA. Its product is annotated as KH domain-containing protein HEN4. Gene Ontology annotation, cellular component: cytoplasm; nucleus. Gene Ontology annotation, molecular function: mRNA binding. NCBI's taxonomy places the organism in Eukaryota, Viridiplantae, Streptophyta, Magnoliopsida, Fabales, Fabaceae. The coding region runs from base 109 to 1920 and encodes 603 amino acids. The transcript has 7 exons. The record is from RefSeq and is a predicted model, not a curated record. Gene Ontology annotation, biological process: regulation of gene expression.
AAACGGACGCAGCGAAUCCAGCGUCGUGUGUGCACACGUGUAAAUUGCAUAGCAUUUGGGAUGCGAAAUAAACGAUGAGGAAGUGAUUGUUGGGUUGGAGUGAGUUUGAUGUUUGAUGUGAUGUCCAACAACAACAGCAAGAAGCGCCGCCAUGCUCCGCCGCCACCAGCAGCCGACGCUGUUUUUCGCAUCGUGUGUCCGGCCUCGAAGGCGGCGGACGUAAUGGUUCUGUCCGGCGAUGGAGCUAAGAUUAUGGUGGAGGACUUGGGCGCGGCGGAGGAGCGCGUUGUUGUAAUCGUGGCAGCGGCAGGCGCGACUUCUUCCGAGGAAUCGGCUGCGCAGGCUGCAUUGAUUAGGGUUUUUGAAAGAACGGUGGAAGAUGAAACUAAGAAUUCCAGCAAUUCUACAGUGUCGUGUAAAUUGGUGGCGCCUAGCUAUCAAGUUGGUUGCGUGCUAGGGCGAGGAGGCAAGAUCGUCGAAAAGAUCAGGCAAGAGAGUGGGGCCCACAUCAGGGUUUUGCCCAAAGAUCAACCUCCUCUUCCUCCUACCGGAGAUGAAUUCAUUCAGAUAACAGGAAACUUUACGGCAGUAAAGAAAGCGAUUUUAUCUGUUUCGACUUGUCUUCAUGAUAACAAUGGACCAAAUUCUGGUGCGUUUAAACCUUCUGGAGCAGCUCCUGCUCAGGUUGAUGGUUAUCCUCAACGUAGUUAUGGGUCGUCUGGUUCAUAUGCUCCACCUGAUCACCAUUCCAGAGGUUAUUCUUUUCCGGGUCCAGAAAGUGCUGGACCUCCUCAUAGGAUGUUUGUGGAAGAGGAGGUUGUCUUCAAGCUGUUGUGCCACCAUGAUAAAGUUGGUAGUCUUAUUGGCAAAGGCGGUUCUGUGGUGCGGGCUCUUCAAAAUGAAACUGGUGCAUCUAUCCAAAUUGUUGAGGCUGGACCUGAUUCAGACGAGCGCAUUGUUGUGAUAUCUGCACGAGAGGUGUUCGAGCAAAAGCAUUCCCCUGCACAAGAAGCUGUCAUCCGUGUUCAUUGCCGACUUACAGAGAUUGGAUUUGAGCCAAGUGCUGCAGUUGUUGCUAAGCUUCUUGUGCGUUCACCACAGGUGGGUUGCCUCUUGGGCAAGGGAGGUCUUGUUAUAUCUGAAAUGCGAAGGGCCACAGGUGCCAGUAUACGCAUUUUUUCAAAGGAACAAGUCAAGUUCAUUUCCCAAAAUGAAGAAGUUGUACAGGUUAUUGGGAGCUUACAAUCCGUUCAGGAUGCUUUGUUUCACAUAACAAGCAGAAUUAGGGAAACCAUUUUCCCAGUAAGGAACCCUCCAAAUUUUAAUGCACCACCACAUUUGCCACCAUAUCCAGAAAUGCCACCUCCUUUAUUUAGGCCAAGAAAUCACAUGAUGUCCUCUGGCCACCCUCCUCCUUCUCCUCAAGUUGGGCACCAUGGAAUCGACCAUUCAACUGUUCCCCCCAUGCCUAUUGACCAUCAGCAACAUGCAUUUGUACAUGGUAUGGGACGUGGUCCCCCAAACAUGGAUCGAGUUCCCUAUCCUCGUGGUUAUGAAGGGCCAACUUCUCCAAGAUCAUGGCAUCCUCUGGCAGUUAACAGAGGAAAUCCAGGAACAGCUGAUACUUCUAGUUUUUCCUCCAGAAAUGAGAACCCUGGAAAGAAUGGACACCCAUUACAGAAUCCAAAUAACUUAACGAUUGAGAUCACUGUCCCUCACAUGUAUUUAGCCCACGUUUACGGAGAGAAGAAUGGCAACCUUACUCAGAUUCGACAGACGUCUGGUGCAAACGUGGCGAUUCAUGAUCCAAAACCUGGAGCCACUGAGGGUCUGGUGAUUGUCUCUGGAGCACCAGAUCAAACUCAUGCUGCUCAAUGCCUGAUUCAAGCUUUCAUUUUAUGUGGGCAGACCGUAGCCUGAAACUGCAGGAACAAGAGGCAAUCUAAAAGCAGCAGGACUUAUAAUAGAUAUACCCAUCAUGAUAGAUUAAGGAUUUUAUAUCAAGGUUGUUGUACCAAUUUUCAGAAUUUGGUUGUUCAAUUAGUAUAAUUUAUUUGUUCUUUACA